UACACUGCUCUGGCCACUGGAGUGAUCCUGUACAAGAAGGCUCAGCCCGCCCCCCCUCUCAAGCUGGACAAGGAUGAGGAGAACUACAUUCGCCGCUACAUUCACCACAAGCAGCAGGAGGCCAAGAAGCCUGAGCUGGCCCGUGUCCCCUAU
Messenger RNA from Polychytrium aggregatum, 153 nucleotides. RefSeq lists its product as uncharacterized. The transcript has a single exon. The record is from RefSeq and is a predicted model, not a curated record. The annotation marks the transcript as partial. NCBI's taxonomy places the organism in Eukaryota, Fungi, Chytridiomycota, Chytridiomycetes, Polychytriales.